AUGUUAAUUUUUAUAAUUGCUUCUGUUUAAUCAUUAGAUAUUUAACUCAUUAAUUUGCAAUAAGUUUACUAUAGUGUCCCAAUUACAGCCAAUAAUUUCACUUAUAAUUUAAUUGUGGAUACAGGAAGUGAUACUCUUUGGAUAUUUGGAAAAUAAAAUAAUAGGAGAAAAUAUUAUGAAUGUAAUUAGUGUCAAGCUAUUAUGCAAAAGAGAUUAGAUUAUGGUUUGGGAAGCAUUUAUGGUACAUAAUUCACAUAAUUAUUUGAAUUUGCAAAUCGAUCAUUGAAUUUAUCAGUUGUAGAAGUUCAAAUAGUUUAAGAUUUAGAUUCUUUAAUUGCUGAUGGAAUCAUUGGUUUAAGUAAAUAAUAUCCUGAUUCUGAUGCUAACCUUAUUGAUCUUUUAUAUAAUCAUAAAAUCAUUGAUUCAAAAUAAUUUGGAUUAUUACUUGAUGAUUAAAUAUGUUCUGUUAAUUCUUUAUUGACUUUAGGUAAACCAAAUUAAUCUAAUUAUGUGGGAUAAUUAUAAUAUAUUAAUACAACAAGGAGUGAAUUAUGGAAUGUGUAUGCCAAUUCUGUAUUUAUUUCUAAUACUACACAUUAACAAAUGUUAGAGUCAAAUAAAUAAUUAAUCUUGUUUGAUAGUGGCACAUCUAAAAUUAUGUUGUCAUCUAAAAAAUUUCAUAGUUUACAUAACAUAUUUAACGAUGAUUAUAAUUUAAAUUGCGAAUAAGUAAAACAUAAUUAUUUUCAUGAAUUAGUAUGUCAUUUUAAUACUUAAUUUCCACAUCUAAUUCUUAAUAUAAAUUCUUAAUUAAAUUUAACUUUACUUCCCUAAGAUUACAUAUCCUAUUGUGGAUACAAUUAUUUUUUAUAAUAUAGAUGUUAUUUGAAUUUCUAAAACUUAGACAAUGAUGAUGAAAUCAUUCUAGGAGUAGUAUUUCUAUAGAAAUAUUAUACACAUUAUGAUCUAUAAACUUAAUAAGUAGGCAUUGCAUAAUCAUACUACUAUAGUAAUAAUUUUUUUAUAAAUUUUAGAAAGAGACAAGAUAAACUUGACUCAAUUGGGAAAUUAAUACAAUUAUAACAUGCUCUAUCUCUCUUUGAUGUCCAUUCCUAUAUUAAUAUUAUUUAUGAUUCUAAGCAUGAAUAUUAUAAAAUGGAGGUAGAAUUAAGAUUAGAUAUCCUAAAGUAAUGAAGGUAAUCAUUAAUCAAGAGGGUAAGAAUAAGAAAUGGAACCUAUUAAAUUUUCGGUUUAAUCGGCAAGAUGA
Messenger RNA from Paramecium pentaurelia, 1267 nucleotides. Lineage: Eukaryota; Ciliophora; Oligohymenophorea; Peniculida; Parameciidae. The record is from the annotation of a GenBank genome assembly.